Messenger RNA from Schistosoma curassoni, 603 nucleotides. Lineage: Eukaryota; Metazoa; Platyhelminthes; Trematoda; Strigeidida; Schistosomatidae. The record is from the annotation of a GenBank genome assembly.
AUGCCUCAAACAAUAAAAAAAGAUAAUCCGCGGCUCCUGCAAUUUGAAGAUGAUGAAUAUGAUGAGACUGAUGAUUUUGAUCCAGAUAAUGAUAUUGAAGAAGAAAGUGAAGAUGAUCAACCAGAAGAUUUAGAUUUGGAAAUAUCACCUGAAGAAGGUUAUGAAGAUGUUGAUGAUCCUGAUUACAGUGAUUUUCAUUCAGAAGCUGAAGAAUUAAAUCGAAAUAGUUCCUGGAAAUUAAUGGCAGUUAAAACAACAACUCCUACUACUUCAUCUAAAUCCAAGUCUCACUCGGAAACGGCUACUGGACAUACAAAGAAUAAGAAAGUUCCAUCAAAAACAGAAACACAUGUAAAGACCAUUUCUAAAACACCAUCAUCCAAAUUAUCUGAAAGUUCUAAAACAAAACAACCCAAGGACAAACCUUCUUCUAGUCAGCUUCCAGUCAAAAAACCAGACAAGUUAUAUCUGGGAGGACAAAUAGCCACAUUACUCUACAAAAGGUUACAAACUACAAGUGUUAUAUCUGAUGGUUAUUCAAUAUGUUUUAUUCAAAUAUACCAUAUGACUUUUUUUAAUCAAUUAAAUGGAUAUCUAUGUUAA